Molecule: messenger RNA, 692 nt
Organism: Chiloscyllium plagiosum (whitespotted bambooshark)
Lineage: Eukaryota; Metazoa; Chordata; Chondrichthyes; Orectolobiformes; Hemiscylliidae
Source: RefSeq, a predicted model, not a curated record
UCCAAAGUAUUUUUUUCUGUAUAAAAUUCUUAAUGAUUGGGAUCAAUGCUGUCAUAACUGUUGCUGGUUUUGUGCUUCUUGGAUUCGGUGUGUGGCUAAAGGUUCAUGGCGAUUCCAUCCUGCAAAUCCUGGGAUCACGUGCAGGACAUUUUCUGAACGUCGGCUAUUUUUGUAUUGCUGCAGGGUGCUGCCUUGCAUUGCUAGGGUUGGUUGGCUGUUAUGGUGUUAUCAAAGAGAACAAGUUACUUUUGAUGCUGUUCUUCUUAAUCAUGGCAACGAUUUUUAUUGGAGAAAUAUCUUGUGCAAUUGUCAUUUUGGUCUUUCAAAAAAUUGUUGCAACUGUAUUUGAAGAAGAAGCACUUUACUUAUUAAAAAACAACUACACUGGAUAUGGUGACAAAAAUUUUGCAAGUUAUGGAUGGGAUUCUGUUAUGGCAGCUUUUCAAUGCUGUGGGUUAAAUAAUUACACAGAUUUUAUACAAUCAUCCUAUCACAAACUAAAAGGACGCCUAUAUCCUAAGAGUUGUUGUCACGACCCUAUUUCUCCUGAAUGUGAUGGCUUUGACACAUCAGAUGCAACUAUCUAUUCAAAGGGCUGUUUGAAUGCUGUAAUCACAAUGAUCAAAAAGAACAGUGCUGUUAUUAGUGGUGUUGCUGUUGGAAUUGCUAUAAUAGAGGUAGCGUCAAUGUAA